GGAGGUCGGAGCGGCUGGAGCGGAGCGUCGUUCCCAGGCUUGGCCCCCGCGCUGUCACUAGCGCCGCCUGCUCCCGCGGGCCCGCGGACCCAGCUGUCAGGCAAGACGGGUGGAGCAAAAUGAGAGCAGCGCAGUGAGGCGGCCCAGCCUGUCUCCCAGCCGGCCCGACGCCCACCAUGAACCACUUGGAGGGCUCCGCGGAGGUGGAGGUGCCCGACGAGGCGGCAGGCGGGGAGGUGAACGAGUCGGUGGAGGCUGACCUGGAGCACCCCGAGGUGGAGGAGGAGCAGCAGCAGCAGCAGCAGGAGCAGCAGCAGCAGCAGCAGCAGCAGCUGCGCCAUGCGGGCCGCCCUGUGCGCGGGCGCCCUGUCGCCGAGGACCUCCGCGCCCCGCCGGGCCAGCCGGAGGAGGAGGAGCGCGGGGAGAGCCUGGCGCGCUCGGCCAGCACGGAGAGCGGCUUCCACAACCACACGGACACGGCCGAGGGCGACGUGAUCGCCGCGGCCCGCGACGGCUACGACCCCGAGCGCGCCCAGGACCCCGAGGACGAGAGCGCCUACGCCGUGCAGUACCGGCCCGAGGCCGAGGAGUACACGGAGCAGGCGGAGGCCGAGCACGCCGAGGCCUCGCACCGCCGCGCGCUGCCCAACCACCUGCACUUCCACUCGCUGGAGCACGAGGAGGCCAUGAACGCGGCCUACUCGGGCUACGUGUACACGCACCGGCUGUUCCACCGCGGCGAGGACGAACCGUACGCCGAGCCCUACGCCGACUACGGGGGCCUCCAGGAGCACGUGUACGAGGAGAUCGGGGACGCGCCCGAGCUGGAGGCGCGCGACGGGCUGCGGCUGCUGGAGCAGGAGCGGGAGCGCGCCGCGGCGGCCGCCUACCGCCAGGAGGCCCUGGGCGCGCGGCUGCACCACUACGACGAGCGCUCGGACGGCGAGUCCGACAGCCCCGAGAAGGAGGCCGAGUUCGCGCCCUACCCGCGCAUGGACAGCUACGAGCAGGAGGAGGACAUCGACCAGAUCGUGGCCGAAGUCAAGCAGAGCAUGAGCUCGCAGAGCCUCGACAAGGCGGCCGAGGACAUGCCCGAGGCCGAGCAGGACCUGGAGCGCGCCCCCACCCCGGGCCCGGGCGGCGGCCGCCCCGACAGCCCCGGGCAGCCGCAGGUGCCGCCGGCCGGGCAGCAGCGCGCGGCGGGCCCCGCGGGAGGCGAGGCGGGGCAGCGCUACAGCAAGGAGAAGAGGGACGCCAUCUCGCUGGCCAUCAAGGACAUCAAAGAGGCCAUCGAGGAGGUGAAAACCAGGACCAUCCGUUCGCCUUACACCCCCGACGAGCCCAAAGAGCCCAUCUGGGUCAUGCGCCAGGACAUUAGUCCCACCAGGGAUUGCGAUGACCAGAGGCCGGGGGACGGAGAUUCUCCAUCUCCUGGCAGCUCCUCCCCCCUGGGUGCAGAGUCUUCAAGCACACCCCUCCACCCCAGCGACCCCGCGGAGGCCUCCUCAAAUAAAGAGUCAAGAAAAAGCUUGGCUUCAUUCCCCACCUACGUUGAAGUUCCCGGACCCUGUGACCCCGAGGACUUGAUCGAUGGGAUCAUUUUUGCUGCCAAUUACCUUGGCUCCACCCAGCUGCUGUCAGACAAAACUCCCUCCAAAAACGUGCGCAUGAUGCAGGCCCAGGAAGCCGUGAGCAGGAUCAAGAUGGCCCAGAAAUUAGCCAAAAGCAGAAAGAAGGCUCCUGAAGGUGAAUCUCAGCCAAUGACCGAGGUGGAUCUCUUCAUUUCUACCCAGAGAAUCAAAGUAUUGAAUGCCGACACACAGGAGACGAUGAUGGACCACCCUCUGAGGACCAUCUCCUAUAUAGCAGACAUCGGGAACAUCGUCGUCCUGAUGGCGCGCAGGCGAAUGCCCCGCUCCAACUCCCAGGAGAACGUGGAAGCCUCCCACCCAUCCCAGGAUGGAAAAAGGCAGUAUAAGAUGAUUUGCCACGUCUUUGAGUCUGAGGAUGCCCAGCUGAUCGCACAGUCCAUUGGGCAGGCAUUCAGCGUGGCCUACCAGGAAUUCCUCAGGGCCAACGGGAUCAAUCCUGAAGAUCUCAGCCAAAAGGAAUAUAGUGACCUGCUCAACACCCAAGACAUGUACAACGAUGACCUGAUCCACUUCUCUAAGUCGGAGAACUGCAAAGAUGUAUUUAUAGAGAAGCAGAAAGGAGAGAUCCUAGGUGUGGUGAUCGUGGAGUCUGGCUGGGGUUCCAUCCUGCCAACCGUGAUCAUAGCCAACAUGAUGCAUGGGGGCCCUGCUGAGAAAUCAGGGAAGCUGAAUAUCGGGGACCAGAUCAUGUCCAUAAAUGGCACCAGCCUGGUGGGCUUGCCUCUGUCCACCUGCCAGAGCAUCAUUAAGGGCCUGAAGAACCAGCCCCGGGUGAAGCUGAACAUCGUGAGGUGUCCUCCAGUGACCACCGUGCUGAUCCGGAGACCGGACCUUCGCUACCAGCUGGGUUUCAGCGUCCAGAAUGGAAUCAUCUGCAGCCUCAUGCGAGGGGGGAUAGCCGAGAGAGGCGGCGUCCGCGUGGGACAUCGGAUCAUUGAAAUCAACGGGCAGAGCGUGGUGGCCACCCCACAUGAGAAGAUCGUCCACAUCCUCUCCAAUGCCGUGGGGGAGAUCCACAUGAAGACGAUGCCGGCUGCCAUGUACAGACUGCUGACGGCCCAGGAGCAGCCCGUUUACAUCUGAGGCCGCGACCCGCCUGGCGGCUUGCAUGGAGGACUGUCCUCACUCGUGGUGUGUUUCUCGUGCUGCAUCUGUGUGCCCACUGAGACAUUUCCCUCUCACGCCCAGCACCGGUUCGACACAGAAAGAGAAUCCACAGACCUCUUUGCUCUUUCUCUCUCCAGUUUGCUUUUUUUUUUUUCUUUCUGUAAUGCCAGGGAAGUUUCCUACGCAGUGCCGAGGAUAGGCAGCAGCUGCCCCCCGCUAGGUAUCUGCCCAGCCCAGGACCAUCCUGAAGGGCCCUCGGGGGUCCCCAGGGGGGCCGUCACUGCUCCCAGGGAGCCCUUAGGAAGCGCCCCUUGGGGCAGGGACAGAGCUGCCUCAGUGGUGCCGACCCUUCUGGCUGCCGCUGGUCCUGGCGCUGCUCCUUCGGUCACCGUGUGGGAAGGUGGUGUCUCCGCAGGUGACACCCGCUGCAUCUUUAAGGGUUACCCUGCCCACCGACUUGGGGCGCCACACAUCUCCGCCCAGAAUUUCUGAGCCAACCUUUUGCCUCUUCUGUAGCUAGUUUUAGUUUUGACACGAUUGUGUUUUUUAACGUGAGCCUUCUCCCCCAUGGGCCGAAGGGGAGCUGCCUGGGCCCGGGCACCGUCUCGCGGCAGAGAGCUCAGCGCCUCCCGGGGCGGCCUCCCCGGGCCGCCGUCCCCAGGUUACCCACCAUCAGAUAAACAGGGGCAGGUCCUCCCUCCCUCCCUGCCUGCCGCACACGUACGUACACGGUCUCUCCUGUGCGUGUAGCUCACCCUCGCCUCCUCCCACCACCGGUGAGGCACACAGAGCCCCUGGAAACCCCACAUGGCCUCUCCAUGAGGCCCUCCCCCAGCAGGCGAGGCCUGCAGGGGCUGCCCCAUCCCGAGAGAGAUGCACCCCCUCGGGGGCUGAGGCCUGGCUCCGAGGGCACCACUGCAGCCCCGCGGCUCAGGGAGCGCAGGGGGCCUCCCCUCGUGCCCCCCACUCCGCAUACGUGCUGGGAGUCUGGGAAGGCCGGACUGGUCCCCUUUGAGGAAGAGGGUGCAGGUGCUGUCAGGGCUUCCCGGCCCCAGGCAGGCCCAGCUUUCUUCUCUGCUCAGGGUCACUGAGGCAGGAUGUGACAUCUGAGAGGCCAGAAGAGUAAGCCACAAAACUAAGCAGACAGGAAUGACCUCACACUAUGCCUAAGAAUCCCCAAGUGUGUCCCAGAGACGUCAUCUUGCUGCCUCGCGGGUCUGGGCAAGCUCUGGCUUGGGUGGCGCCUUACGUGUUUCCAUCAGGUGCCUCAUGUCGCAGGUUGUGUCUUGGUUCAGCGCAGGUGUUUUCGUGAUAUUAUUCUGAGCCACUUUUCGCUUCUCCUGGGUCCAAAGAGCAUUUUGUUUUCGUGUGGGCUGGGGCGGGUUGGUUUGGUUUGUUUUGUUUUGUUUCAUGACCUCAGCAGAGACGGGGCAAGAGAAACUAAUAUAUUUUGUGAUAUUAAUAUAGUCCCUGCUCUCUGCACCGGGGAUUAUUUAUGUUGUGUGUCUGUGGAAAUAGGCAUUCGGCGAGCACAUGUUGGCUAGUGUGUCUGUAGGUGUGGAAUGGAGGGACUCCGGGGAGGGAGGAAAGGGAGCGUAGAAAGAUGGGAAGCGGAGGCCGCCGCCAGAGCGCCGUGCGGCCACCUCCCUGGGAUCCCUGUGCCUCCUGUUUGCCGCUGAGAGUCAGGAGAGCCGCAUGUUCCAAACAAGCCCUAAGGGACGGGGGUUGCUGCUCCCCGAACGAAUGUCCUCUCGGGGGCGGCGGGGGGCGUGGACAGUCCGGGACCCCUGGACUUUUUUUUCAAGGAUGCUCAGCCCCACGGCCAGCCCACCGCAGCAGCCAGAAUCACGGCCUCUGGAUGUCAGUUUACCAAACCAUAGGGUGUCUGACAAUAUAAAGUACUAAAGAGUCAGGCUCCGGUCCUUCCUCUGCCAAAAAGAACAGGUGAAAGAGUGGGAACAAAGCAUUAUUGGUAUAUUUUCGGCAUCAGGAGCCUUGGAAAAUCAUGGGGGUGGGGCGCAGGCCUGUCUGCUGUCGGGGGGCCGCUCACGCCGCCUGCCCAGCGCCUGGACGGAGGCCUGUCCACGGUCCAGCAGACGGGAGCUCCGCUGGCACGUCCCUGUGCAGCCACCCCCCCCCCCAACGUCGUUGCAAUGAAGUAUCUUCACCCAAAGGACGGGAGAGAGAGCACAGGUGGCACAAAAACUUUGGAACGUUUGACAAGUCCUGGAAAAGCCAAUGUGGUAAGCUCCCCCCCCCCCGAAGACCAGCAUCCUCUAGCGUCACAGCGAGGUGGUUUACCCACCGCGCACCUUCUGUGAAUGAACGCGGCUGCGCACACCCAGACAGCGCGUGUGCCUGGAGCUCCGUACAGGUUUGCCUGGCUGUGGAGUCUGUUCCUUGCCCUGCUCCCAUCCCAUGGAGGGAGUGACCCCCCCCCCUUUGGUGAACCAAGGAGGCAGGAUUUUAAGUGUCAGUAACUCUGUUUUGGAAAAUCCCGUGGGACGUGGUGGCCUCCUUCCCUCUGACAUCCCGAUAUACAUAGUUAUAUAUGUAAAUAUCUGAAAACCCCCGGUAACGGGGAAGACCAUGUACAGAGCAGCCUUCCCAAACGGGGCCCAGGCAAAAAGCCACUCUUGCUGCUUGGCUGGGACAUGCUGGUGACUCAGCUUUGGGGACAGAUUCUCAGGUGCGCCUACCCGUCCUGGUCCAGCCGGGAUGCUCCAGAGCGCAUCCUGUCUCUGCCUUCUCACCUGGGAGCAUUUCAGGGAGCCACCAUCAGCCUUGGGUUCACGAGAGGAGGAGGCCCGCCCCCCAGAGACCAAGACCUGGAGUCCGCUCCCUCCCCUGAGCUGUCCCCACGGGGCUUGGAGCACCCGCCCCCCCGCCCCCCACGGGACCCCGGCCUCCGAGCCUCUGCGCGCAGGCCUGCCGUCUGGACAUUGCCCACCAACACCGGCCUCGGAGAGUCCCAGAGUAACCUACUACCUCCCCCAUCGCCCCUGCCGCCCCCAAGGCCCCCGCCCCCCGUUCGCACUCAACACCCCCCACCAUCCGCACCCUGAGGAAACCCACCCACGAGCCCUUCUCGGGUCCCGCGGCCCAGUGGUGUGGCUGUUACCAAUGUUUACAACCAAGGGCCACCUCCUUUUAGACAUGUUUACUCUCCCACGUCCAAGGCCGCUUGCUGGUUUUGAGUUUCAUGUCCGUUUGCUCCUUCCCUGGUUCGGGCCAACUGGAGCACACGACCUGACUCCUGGCACCCCCCCCCCGACCCCCUCCAUCAAGGCAGUGCGUGAGGACCACGUGGGAAGGAAAUUUCUUGUACAUAUUCAGCACAGCCCCUAGAGUAUGAACUUGUACUAUUGUUCUGUAAAGAGGGUGAAAUAGAGCUUAUUGUAAAGCUUGGGACAAGUAGAGUAUUGUAUUUGUAACAAUAUCGUUCUUUGUAUACACAAAACUCAAUGAUCUCUCUAUAUAAAUAUAAAUUAUAUAAAUAAAAUAUAUAUACACGUGAGCCUGGAAUGUUGGCGCCACACACCCACUGAAUGUAGCUCCUCUGCGAGUCCCCGGCCCGUCCCCCCCUCCCCCCGCUGUACUGUUUUGGGGGUUGUGAUGUAUUCGGUCUGUUUUCUUCCUUUAAUUGAACGCUAAUGUCUGUAAGAGUUGCUGCACAAUAAACAAAAACAUCACCUCUUGGCCCCGGCCAGGUGUCCUGUCGUUUCAGGGAAGGGACUGGAGGGACCGUGGGUAGGGAAAAGAUUGUGUCCCUCACCUGUCCCCCCCACCUCCAACCAUGCGCAAGCCACCUCCUGGCCCUUCUCUAGGGCCUGCUUGCUGCCUGGAGCCCAGGCAUCUUCUGAAGGGGUGCGUCCCGUGACCCCCACCGGCUGGGUCCCCUGUGACCGCUGAUAUUGCAGCACACGAGGAGGAAGGUCCCAGCGAUCCCCUGGUGUCACCAGCACCAGGUGGGAGCUGCGGGCGGGCGGGCGUGCACCUCUCAGCAACCCCCUGGAGGUGUGCCGUGGGUGGUGUGUGCCCCCUCAGGUGGCACCCCAGGCCAUCCCCUCUCUGCUUGAGCGCCCCUGCAAUUGCAGAAUUAGAGAAAUCCACGCACCCACCCUGCCACACACACAGCUCCAUUCUAGUCCUCUAACUCCCCCUUACACGGCGAGCUCCUGCCUACUGAGCCCCUCCGAGCUUGCCAUCCGUCUCGCGGGGACUGUGUGAGGGUCAGCUAAGGCUCCAAAGCCUUUCGGGAUGAGCAUGGCUCACGCAAGGCACGGGAGUACUGGCCCCUGUCGCCUUUUAAGGCCCUGUCUCAAAGGGACCCUCCUCACAACAACAACUUCUUUUUUGAUGGCAUGAAGGGGAAUGGGAUUGUGGAAUGCCUCGGCCCCAAGUGAACCUAAGACUUGGCAGCCCUGGAGAUGCUGACCUGCAGCCUGCCCACAUGUGUGCCCUGUCCCCUUCCCCCAAGAAGGCAACUCCAGACGGGAAAAGUGAAGCCAUUGGACCAGUACAAAUCAUUUUCUGCGAGCACUGAGUUUGUACAGAUGUUUGACUUCCAAGCACCAACAGCUGCUCAGCAAAGGGUGUAGGGACUGGCUGUCUCUGUUGCAGCACUGUGGAGGGCUGUUUGCCAGCCAUCACCUGAAUGCCCCCACUGAUGCAUCCCUCUGUCCUGGUGCUGCCACGGCAUCACCAGCCCUCUGGGGCCCUGCAGAAGACACCUGCCAGGAACCAGCACACAUCGUUGCGUAGGAUCCUAUUGCCACCUUCUUGGAGUUACUCCUUGCCCGUUGUCAUACAGAGAAAAGCAGGACUCCAGGUGGAGAAUAAGGCUGGGCCUGAUGAAACACUAGUGGAGCCACAGUCCCAAAUGCAGACAGGUGCCCUAGAGAGGAAAAGAUGUGGCAGGCGGGAUGUAUUUCCUCCAGAGUUUGAGACCCUGAAAAACAACAGGUGGCAUCUGGUGUGCUGUUCUUGAGUUUUAGUUCAGGAUUCGUUGGGUUUCAGCCUGGAUUUUGGAAGAGAGGAAAUGUUACCAAAGUUCCCUUGGGCUUUAGGGCGAGACCUUGCUAAGUGAACGUGAGUGGGAAAACUUGUUUUAAAAAGGCAGAUUCCAGGGUCCCACCCUCUGAGGAUUCUGAUGUAUUGGGGCCCAAGCUGGGACAUAGGAGCCUGUCUUCUCAGGGCCCCCCACACACACCUGAUGCGGCUCAGGCUGUCCUGGAAGUUGCUUUAAAGGGCUGUGCCAUUCGUUCUUUACCCGCCUCCCCCGACCCCCAAAUUAAAUUGCAGCUGUUUGUGUUGUUUUAUAUUUUCUAUAUUUCCUUGGUUCUUGAAAAAGGAAUGAUAGAAAUAAAGUUAUUUGCUUUAGGAAAAAAAAAA
Nyctereutes procyonoides (raccoon dog) is the source of this 8153-nucleotide messenger RNA. It is a transcript of the gene APBA1, whose product is annotated as amyloid beta precursor protein binding family A member 1. NCBI's taxonomy places the organism in Eukaryota, Metazoa, Chordata, Mammalia, Carnivora, Canidae. The record is from RefSeq and is a predicted model, not a curated record. Gene Ontology annotation, molecular function: amyloid-beta binding; protein binding. The transcript is spliced from 13 exons. Gene Ontology annotation, cellular component: plasma membrane; cytoplasm; dendritic spine. The coding region runs from base 177 to 2735 and encodes 852 amino acids. Gene Ontology annotation, biological process: chemical synaptic transmission.